This is a messenger RNA of Saprolegnia diclina VS20, 927 nucleotides long. RefSeq lists its product as hypothetical. NCBI's taxonomy places the organism in Eukaryota, Oomycota, Saprolegniomycetes, Saprolegniales, Saprolegniaceae. Gene Ontology annotation, molecular function: acyltransferase activity, transferring groups other than amino-acyl groups. The record is from RefSeq and is a predicted model, not a curated record. The coding region runs from base 47 to 829 and encodes 260 amino acids. The transcript is spliced from 4 exons.
AGCGAAAAUACAAUCUUUGCACGACCGGCAGGGCCAUCACAACACCAUGGGCUGCGCCGAUAUCCGCUUGGCCUCGCCGCAGGAGCACGCCGAUCUCGAGCAGCUGCUGCAUGCGUUCGACUCUGCUCAGUGCAAGCUCUCUACGGAGCCCACCCAUGUUGGCCAGAAGCAUGUCUUUGUCGCGGAAACCAUGGGUCCUAUCGGCGUCCUUGUGCUUCUACGAGACCAGGACACGGCGGUGAUUGAUGCGCUCGGUGUCGAUCCCAUCCAGCGCGGCCAAGGUGUGGGGUCGGACCUUGUGGACGCGGCUGAGCGCUUCCUUGCAUCCGAGGCAAAGGACCCGAGUCGGUACCUCGCGCUCGCGUGCGUCCCAUCUGACGCCACUGAGCGGUUCGUACGUCGCAUGGGCUUUGUCGAAUACAGCGGCGAAGUUGAUGCAGUGACGGGUGACCGCCGCGUCGUGUACCGUAAACCGGUUGGCGACCACCAUGUCCCAGACCCAGACGCCUCCAUGGGUGAUGUCAUGGGCGCGUUCCUUGCCCAAGUGGAUGGGCCGCGGACGGAGGAACCUUCGCUAGAGGCAUCCGCAAAGACGCCGCUCUUCGCGUCCAUCCUCUCGACCAUGCGCUUGGAUACACUGGAGGCGCUCGCAACAGACUUGAGCAACACCGCUUCCAUCGAGGUGCUGCACGACGACGACGAUCACGAGACGCCCGAGAGCCUCGACUCGCUCGUGCGCCUGCUCAUGACGCAGCUGCGCGAUCCAAGCCAUGAAGAGCUUGUCAUGUCGUUUCGACCAACUCUGGAGGCGUCGGAGGAUAAGGAGUAGCCGUAAUCCGGCUGCGCCCAAGAGAAGUUCUCACGACCGGCAACGACAGAUUCCUUCCGUGCAGCUGUGGAAGCGCCAAAGUCACAGCCUUGGCCAUA